GUAUAUAAUUAUACAUAAUUUGCGUGAUAUGUAAGAAGUUUAUGAAGAUGAAAAGAAAAAAGAGUUUAAGUCGAAACGAAUCUAGAUAUGCUUACAACAGUCCAUUGAAUGUUUUUAAAAAAAAAAGCUUGGUAGAAAAUAUAGCACGCAGAAGGAAUGAGAGGUUAUCUGUUGGAAUACGAAAAUUUAUUAAACAAAAUGCAGCAAACUCCUCUAAAAGAAAAUCUUUACGAAAUAGUAUAAUUGUCAUCAACGACAGUGAUAGUGAAAGAGAUGAUAGAAUUGAAGAUGUCUCGCUUAUUGAAUGUAGCUCAGGACCGGCCUCACCUUUUCAGCAAAAUGAAAAAUUGAAAACUACUGAACAAAACACAAAUGAAUCGUCCGCAAUACCAUCAGAGAAUGAUACAUCUGUGCUUUGUUUAACAGACACGCAGGAAUGUUUAAAUGAAGAAAAUAUAGCACCAUCACAAACAGAGGAUGAUGUGAUUAUGAUAUGGUCAUGUCUGAAUUCAUUAAAUGAGAAAAAAGACAAGAAAAAUAUAAAUAAAAAGAAGAAAAAUGUGAAUACAAAUAAGAAAGAUGCAAGCUGUAAUCCCGAUGAGACAAAUCCAAUGUUUGUGAUUGAUACAACACCUAAUUUAAAGUACCUUAAACUUUUGAGAGAUACACAUAAACAGAAAAGAAAAGUGAAACGAGAUAUAUCUUGCAAUAAAACUAUAGUCAAAUCGUUUUUCGAAUCCAUUAAACGGAAUACUUUGAAAUGUUCAAAUAACAGACAAAGAAAAAGACAUCAUGACAAUAACUCGAAUUCAACUUCCAAAAAAUUACGUUACAGCGACAAAUUGCAACGAGAAACAGAGGAAACUCAGAAAAAUUUAGAUAACAAUAGCGAAACAAAUUCAAAACCUAGAUUAAGAGAGAUAGUUGUUGAUGGUUGUAAUGUGGCGAUGAACCAUACACAAGGAAAAGAAUUCUCAGAAAAAGGUAUCCAAAUAGUGGUAAAUUAUUUUAAAGAGAGAGGUCAUGCUGUAAAAGUUUUCUUACCACAACACGUUCGUAGAAAGGAAUAUACAUUUCUUGAGGAAUUAUACAAAGAGGGCAUAGUCAUUUUUACACCUAGCCGCAAAAUUGGUGGUAGACAAAUUACAUCUUAUGACGAUCGAUUUAUUUUGAAAUAUGCGACAUCGUGUGGAGGGAUAGUGAUUUCUUCAGAUCAAUACAGAGAUUUGUAUAGAGAGAAACCGGAAUGGCGCAAUACUAUUCUGAACCGUUUACUAAUGCCCACCUUCGUUGGGGAUUACAUAAUGUUUCCGGAAGAUCCGUUAGGCAAGUUUGGACCUAAUCUCGAAAGAUUUUUACAAUAUUGAUGCAGUUAUGUUACCAUCACAAAUAUUAUUCCCAGGGAAUGGAGAGCAGGGCUCGGUACGCUUUACAACUUUCGGCCGAUUUUUGAAUCGGCUCCGCCUUCCACUGUUUCCCUCACCUCAUCACUCACGUGCAGUCCAAAUGCCGCACGACGGUCGAGGAACGAGCGAGCCCUGCUCUAGUAAUUUGAAUAUCAAGACUGUUUAAUGUCUUGUUACCAAUUGUGAAUCUUUUGUACUACAAUUUUAUUUCAAAUAUUUAUCUAUUCAUUUUCUUUAUAUGAACUGAAUAUAUGCUUUUUCAUAUG
Cyphomyrmex costatus is the source of this 1672-nucleotide messenger RNA. Its product is annotated as probable ribonuclease ZC3H12C. NCBI's taxonomy places the organism in Eukaryota, Metazoa, Arthropoda, Insecta, Hymenoptera, Formicidae. The record is from RefSeq and is a predicted model, not a curated record. The transcript has 6 exons. Gene Ontology annotation, molecular function: mRNA binding; RNA endonuclease activity. Gene Ontology annotation, cellular component: nucleus; cytoplasmic ribonucleoprotein granule. The coding region runs from base 42 to 1367 and encodes 441 amino acids.